GUGACGUCGACUUCCCCGACUUCGUUUACGCGACGCGACACAGACGCUCUCUCACGCAGUCAGCUUUGGACUAUCAGUGACUAAACGCGCUUUUGAUGAGAUGCCUCAGAUGCAAAACGUAUUUGGACAUCAUCCAGAGAGCUUCAAUGGAAAACAUCAACAGCUUGAAUCAUUGAAUCAAAGUGGGAAAAAUAUGAAAGAAAUUAGUUUGAAAUGUCUUCAAUUAUAAAUUAUAACUAGCGUUUGUGAUCUGAACGUUCUCUAAACCAGAAGAUCUUCGCAUAUCCAUUAAAACUUGCAUGUUGGGUGGAAAUCUUUCAAGUUUUGGCACUAAUGCUGGAGCCAUACUGGUUUCUUGAACAAUUUCCAGUGAUGUUGGUCUGCCAGAAGUGGUAAGCCCACUUCUCCAACUUUUCCAGUAAACGCUUUUUAGAAGAAAUUUCCAUGAAGCCAGUGACAAUGUCACAUGGAGCUGAAACCUUAAAAAAUGCAGAAAGCCUCACUGCAUGCCAGGAUGACCAUCUAUCCAGUUUGAAGGCUUUGACCGAGAAGCUCAAACUCGAGACCAAAAAGCCGUCUUACCUGGACUGGAGAGCACAGCUGGAAGCAAUGCUAGCACAGAGCCAUAAUGUCUCAGAGACUUUAGCAGUGCCUAGCGAAGCACAGGAACAAAGAAUCUCAGAUCCUCUUAAGCGGGCAAAGCCAUCGCUGAGCACUGGGGUGUCCCAUGGAGAGACGCAGAUGAGAUUUGAAAAUAUAGACCAAGCAUUGGAGUGGAUAAGGAAAGAGCUGGCCGAGAUGCGUUUGCAGGACCAGCACCUAGCACGUCAACUAAUGCGUCUGCGCAGUGACAUUAACAAUUUGCGAAUUGUGCAGACGUGUAACCAACAUCGCAAGAUGCUGAACGAUGCUACGUUUGAGCUGGAGGAGAGAGAUGAUAUGUCUGAUUUGUGUGACGUCCCAGUGUCUCCUGGAUUAGGCCUCUCCACGCCGCUGAAGGUCAUCGGGGUCACCAAGAUGAACAUCAACACCCGACGCUUCUCCCUGUGCUAGUGUAUAUAGUAUAUAGUGUAUGUGCUUAGUGUGCAGUGUUUUAUAGAUUAUAAAAUGAAUUAGUAUAAUUUUGAAUGUAUUUUCUGAAUGUCUCUGACAUUGUACUUGCCUUACCUUAAAGUCAACAUGAAACGCUGUUACCAACACAUUUCUGAGUGAAACAGGAUAUUCAAUGAGGAAGAAAGUAGAGUGGGACUUGAUUUUAUCUGUUGGAAAGUGGGUGUUGCAUACCAGAAUGGAGACAGGUGAUUGGAGGGGAGGGGUUGAAAAAAUAAGAGUACUUGGUGACGCCUGCAGAAAAGGAAAGUCGUCUUGGAGGUGGAGCAAGUUAUUACAUAUUGUUUAAAUAUUAUGCAGGCCAAUUUGUUUUUAUUUUUUUUAUUUUUUUAUUUUUUAUAAUAUGCACCAUGCACAUGAACCAUGCACAAUACAGGGUUCCCACCCUUUUUGCUUGUUAUCUGUUAGCCAGACGGCUCACUCACAUGUGACAUGUCAAGCCUGAUUGAUUCCUUGACAAGUAAA
Myxocyprinus asiaticus (Chinese sucker) is the source of this 1575-nucleotide messenger RNA. It is a transcript of the gene fam167aa, whose product is annotated as family with sequence similarity 167 member Aa. The transcript has 3 exons. The record is from RefSeq and is a predicted model, not a curated record. Bases 445 to 1053 code for a protein of 202 amino acids. Lineage: Eukaryota; Metazoa; Chordata; Actinopteri; Cypriniformes; Catostomidae.